Messenger RNA from Manihot esculenta (cassava), 1651 nucleotides. Its product is annotated as 3-isopropylmalate dehydrogenase, chloroplastic. Lineage: Eukaryota; Viridiplantae; Streptophyta; Magnoliopsida; Malpighiales; Euphorbiaceae. The record is from RefSeq and is a predicted model, not a curated record. Gene Ontology annotation, molecular function: NAD binding; magnesium ion binding; 3-isopropylmalate dehydrogenase activity. Gene Ontology annotation, biological process: L-leucine biosynthetic process. The transcript is spliced from 11 exons. Bases 33 to 1340 code for a protein of 435 amino acids.
UGAAUGCUGUUCUUACCAAAAACGAGUCUUGCAUGAUAUCUGUGUCCUGCAGCUCGCACUCGGUCCUUUCAUCAUCUGCCUCCAAACCCAAAUCUAUCUGUCCUUCUGCCCAAAUGGCGUCUGCUAUGCAGCUUAAUGUUAAGCCAGUCAGACUUGCUUUUCAUUCUAGGCUAGCUUCCAAACACUCCCAUAAACCUACCAGAAUUAGGUGCGCCGCAGCCGCAGCCGCCGCCACACCAUCUAGACGCUACUCCAUCACUCUCCUUCCCGGUGAUGGCAUCGGCCCCGAAGUCAUCUCCGUGGCCAAGAAUGUCCUUAAGCUUGCUGGAUCUCUCGAAGGCAUUGAGUUUAGUUUCCAAGAGAUGCCUAUGGGUGGAUGUGCUUUUGAUUUAGCAGGUGUCCCAUUGCCGGAGGAAACCCUUUCUGCUGCUAAACAAUCUGAUGCAGUUCUUCUCGGAGCUAUUGGAGGGUAUAAAUGGGAUAAUAAUGAAAAACAUUUGAAGCCAGAGACUGGGUUGCUUCAGCUUAGACAAGGGCUUAAUGUCUUUGCAAAUUUGAGGCCAGCUACCGUCUUACCCCAGUUAGUGGAUGCUUCAACUUUGAAGAAAGAGGUUGCUGAAGGUGUUGAUAUCAUGGUUGUAAGGGAGCUUACCGGAGGUAUUUAUUUUGGAAAACCAAGGGGAUUUGGCACCAAUGAAUCUGGUGAGGAGAUUGGCUUCAACACCGAGGUGUAUGCUACACAUGAGGUUGAUCGCAUUGCACGUGUUGCAUUUGAGACUGCUAGGAAGCGACAUGGAAAACUCUGCUCUGUUGACAAAGCAAAUGUCCUGGAGGCAUCAAUGUUUUGGAGGAAAAGGGUAACAGCCAUUGCAGCAGAAUAUCCUGACAUCGAGCUCUCACACAUGUAUGUGGACAAUGCUGCGAUGCAGCUUGUUCGCAAUCCAAAACAGUUUGAUACAAUUGUGACAAACAACAUAUUUGGUGAUAUUCUAUCUGAUGAGGCUUCAAUGAUUACCGGAAGUAUAGGGAUGUUGCCAUCAGCUAGUCUUGGUGCAUCGGGACCUGGAGUUUUUGAACCUAUACAUGGUUCUGCCCCUGACAUUGCUGGACAGGAUAAGGCCAACCCAUUGGCAACAGUGCUAAGUGCUGCAAUGCUUUUGAAGUAUGGUCUAGGGGAAGAAAAAGCGGCGAAGAGAAUUGAGAAUGCAGUUCAGGAUACCCUGAAUAAGGGGUUCCGGACGGGUGAUAUUUACUCUGCUGGAACUAAACUAGUGGGAUGCAAUGAAAUGGGUGAGGAAGUCCUGAAAUCAGUAGAUUCCUCGGUUCUAACUGCUGUUUAAAACGAAACCAAACUACCACCAAAUUCAGGAGCUCAAUAUGUUUGCACCAUUACUUCAGUCUUGAGCAUCUUCGCAUCGUGAUGGGCAGUUGAAAGAGAUCUAUUUUUUCCCUCAAAAUUUUAGUCGCCAGCUUUUGAAUAGGUAUUGUAAUUUGUUGGAGUCAGUAUUGUAGCAAGAAAGAUGCAGCAAAAUCGGAACAGAGUCAAAGCCUUAGCAUUACAGAUUUUCAUUUACACCCUGGUUAAGGAAGCCUGUUGUUUCACGUUGGACUGCUAAUUUGUGGAAAAUAAAUUAAAUGUUUCAGAUCGAUA